This is a messenger RNA of Aspergillus homomorphus CBS 101889, 2736 nucleotides long. Its product is annotated as TTC39/IML2 family protein. The record is from RefSeq and is a predicted model, not a curated record. The coding region runs from base 475 to 2571 and encodes 698 amino acids. Lineage: Eukaryota; Fungi; Ascomycota; Eurotiomycetes; Eurotiales; Aspergillaceae. Gene Ontology annotation, cellular component: mitochondrial outer membrane; nucleus; cytosol. The transcript has 6 exons.
CGUAUCAAGUCCAGACUGACUAUUGGUUUGGAGUUCGUGGUUUACCACACGGUUUAACUCCGCCUCGCCGCACCACCACCGCCGCCGCCGCCGCCGCCGCAAGUGGACCACGGCUUCCACCACUACCGGACCCUUCUUCUGCGGAGGGGGCUUAUUAUAUCGCUCCCCCAAGUCUACUUACUUUCCCUUUUUCCUCUCUCCCCCUUUGAUUAUAUCUUCCGUCUCUCUUCUUCUCUACUUCUACCAUCUCUUUCACAAGGUUAUGUUCCCGGAAAGUCUCUACGUGCCUGGUUUGAUGGGAGAUACGCCGUCUCUCCCUCUCCGUCUGCGUCUUCUUUCCCUGGGCUCCGGGCCCCUCCGGCUCGUGACUGGAAUCUGACCUCCUUUCCUCCUCGUCCAAUUUGUCUCGUGCCCACCUUCUUUGUUUGUUUUCUUUUCCCUCCCCCUUUUCAUCUUGAUCACUCCCCAUCAAGUAUGUUUCGAGUCGGUUCCUGGCUUUACGGCAAGAAGCCGGGUGCCAAUGCCUCCACUCAGUCCUUGGACUCUUUGUCCGAACUACGGGAUCUCGAGGAUGCCAUGAGGGCCGCGACCUUAAUCCUCAAUGACGAUGUGGAUGGCGCCGAGGAUGGCCUGUCGGAAGGCACUUCCUCCUUCCACAAUCUCGGAAGAGGUGUGGUCGCUUUCAUUCGUGCCACUUUGGGUUUUGAACAGGAGAUUAUGCGGCAAGCUUCGGAGCGGCUCAACGCCGCCGAGACCAGCGCCGCCAACGAUCAACAUCGCGCGCAACAUAACUCCAACGCGCCCAAUUCAUACCACUCCCAGAUCUAUGCGCCGGGGACGGAGUUUGCCCUCUGUCAGGCUAUGGCGCAGCUCAUGAGUGCGGUGGUCGGGGUCCUGAAUGAGAGUCUGACGGAGAGUAUCAAAGGGUUUUAUAGACUACGGAAGGCCUAUAUCACGCUGGACGCCAUUCUGAAGAUGGAACAAAAGUUCAUCAUGCAAGAGCGAAGUUCUGGGAAUAGCACACCGACGGAGAAGAGCAGCUCUUCGACCAAACUCCCCGGGCCAAGUGCCACGACUAGAACGGCUCCUGCGUCGCCGGUGGAUGCUGCCGGGCUCUCGAAGCAGUUGUCUGGAUUGACGGUCUCGGCCAGCACCGAGACGUUGACCACCAACUCCGAUAUGCUGGACCAGGACCCUGAGUCUGAUAUCUUCAAGAAUCAGAUCGAUGUGUUCAUCCACUCGGGUGCUAACUUCUGUUUUGGGAUCCUCCUGGUCCUCAUCUCCAUGGUCCCGCCUGUGUUCAGUAAAUUGCUUGGCAUCAUUGGCUUUCACGGAGACAAAGAGCGCGGGUUGAAGAUGUUGUGGCAGGCAAGCAAGUUCCACAAUCUGAUCGGAGCCCUCUCCGCCUUUGCCAUCCUGGGCUACUCGAACGGGUUCGUCCGUUACUGCGACAUCAUGCCCGACCCCGCCUCGCCCGAUGACGUGCAGGGCUACCCGCAAGAGCGCCUUGAGGCUCUCUUGGCGCUGAUGAGGCAACGGUUCCCGAAGAGUCAGCUGUGGCUCCUGGAAGAGUCACGCAUGAAUGGCGCGAACCGCAAGUUGGACGUCGCCUUGGAGCUCCUGUGUGGCAAGGACCGCAGUCCGCUCAAGCAGGUCGAGGCAUUGCGGGUGUUUGAACGGAGUUUGAACGCAAUGUAUCUCCACAAGUACGAGCUGUGCGCUGAGUCCUUCAUUGAGUGUGUGGACCUGAACUCGUGGUCGCGCUCGCUUUACUACUAUAUCGCGGGCGCCUCGCACCUCAGCCUGUACCGGGGUCUGCUUGCGACCGAUGCCAGCGCCGCGGCCAAGCACGCUGACCAAGCCACCGAGUACUUCCGCAUGGCGCCGCCCCUGGCUGGCAAGAAGAAAUUCAUGGCGCGCCAGCUGCCAUUCGAUGUGUUCGUCUCGCGCAAGAUUGCCAAGUGGGAAGCCCGCGCCAAAGAAUGGAAGGUGUCCCUGGUCGAGGCGGUGGGCGUCGACCCGAUCGAGGAGAUGAUCUUCUUCUGGAACGGCCACAGCCGAAUGACCCAGGCCCAACUGGAGGAGUCGUUGACGAAACUGGCCUGGUCCGAGGGCCCCGACAACAAGUCGACCUGGGCGCGUGAAGGGCCGGAGGAGAAGGCCAUUCUGCAGAUCCUGCGCGCGGCUGUCUUCCGCUCGAUGCGGCGACACGACGAGGCCAAGGAGCUGAUCCAGACGGGCAUCUUCAGCCAGGACAAGUCACUAUUCACGGGCCAUCUCCGCGACGACUGGAUCUAUCCGGUCGCGCACUUCGAGAUGGCGGCCAACCUGUGGAUGGAACGGCCGACGUACCAGGCGCUGCACGGCAAGGCUGUCACCGCCGCCAAGGAGACUGGCGGUGAGAGCGAGCCGGGGCAGCUGGAACGGCGGCAGGUGCGGGACUGCAAGGAGCAUCUCGAGAAGGCGGCCAAAUGGGAGAGUUACGAGCUGGACGCGCGCAUCGGGCUGAAGGUGACGGCGGCCAUGGAGGCGGUGCAGAAAUGGGAAAGCACCCAUAGCGUCGGUGCUUGAGAAAGGUUUUAACUGCAAGUACAUACAUACACAUACAUACCCGGAGGGAAGUCGAUGACGAUUGACGAGUAUAAUGACGGGCUGUACCAGUAUCUGCCGGCGUCCACAUGAUACAGAGGAAUAUAUUUUACAUAGGGUAAGUGAAUAGGGAUGAAUAGAUAGACC